Molecule: messenger RNA, 510 nt
Organism: Williopsis jadinii
Lineage: Eukaryota; Fungi; Ascomycota; Saccharomycetes; Phaffomycetales; Wickerhamomycetaceae
Gene: MXR2
Product: peptide-methionine (R)-S-oxide reductase
Exons: 1
Coding region: 63-455 (130 amino acids)
Biological process (GO): protein repair; response to oxidative stress
Molecular function (GO): peptide-methionine (R)-S-oxide reductase activity
Source: RefSeq, a predicted model, not a curated record
UCUCUCUGUUGCACUGUUGGGGACACUGGACGUAUAUGUUUAAGCUGUCUAGAGCACUAGCAAUGUCUGUGAAGAAGACGGAGAGCCAAUGGAGAGCUCAGCUGAGCCCCUUACAAUUUGCAGUGCUGAGACAAUCAGCUACGGAACCUUCCGGCCUAUCAAGACUCCAAGACGGGUCCAAUGGUGUGUAUCACUGCGUAGGAUGCGAUAAUCCUCUCUACAAAGCAGAUCAGAAGUUCAACUCUGGCUGCGGAUGGCCAUCGUUCUACGAGGAGAUUCCAGGCUCCAUACGCCUGCUCGAGGAUAACUCUCAUGGGAUGCAAAGAACCGAGAUGAGAUGCUCACGGUGUGACGGACAUCUGGGGCACGUCUUCAAGGGCGAGGGCUUCGGAGGUGACAAGGACGAAAGACACUGUGUUAAUGGGAUUGUUCUACAGUUCAAGCCGUUGGAAUGAUACGUUCUAUUGAUAGCACUCUAUAACUUCAACAAUUUCUUCAACUCUCCGCUCA